Messenger RNA from Closterium sp. Yama58-4, 2151 nucleotides. Lineage: Eukaryota; Viridiplantae; Streptophyta; Zygnematophyceae; Desmidiales; Closteriaceae. The record is from the annotation of a GenBank genome assembly.
AUGUUCAUAUCCGUGGCGUCCUUUCUAUCCGCGUUUCUCAGGUUUCAUCCACCUAAUUCGUCGCAUCGCUUCUUCUCCCCGUCGUCCACACUCGGACCCCUCCGUCCCAUACACGCGAUCCCCUCCAUCGCUCACACUUUUGGGUCGUGGUGUGUGACUCGCCGUGCGACAAUUUCCAUUGGCUGCAGCAGCGCAGCCGGCGGCGGCCACUAUAAUGACGGCAUUGCGGCGCAGCGAUCAGGAUACAGCGGCGUGAGCCUCGCGUCGCCUGCCACCAUCCCCGUUAGUAGCGUUGACCGCGGCGAUCCCAAUGACGAAUCACCUCACAGCAGCAGAAGCGGAAGCUAUCAGGACGGCAACGGCGGAAGGGGUGCGACGAGAGGGGGAACGGGGAGGGGAGGGGGAAACGAAGCGGAAAGAGACGGCGGCGAAUUACAGCCGUUCAUUCGAUCUCACCACGCGGCCACGCCGUUGAUGCGCCCAUCAGAAAUCGCACUCGAGCCCCCCUCCGCCGAUGUCCCUUCCCCCUCCGCCUUCCUUCCCCCCAUGAGCCCCGAAUCCAUCCCCCUCGGCCUUUCCUCCCUCCGCUCGCUCUCCGCUCUUUCCGCCACCCCACUCUGGCCUCCUCCGCCUGUUGCGGAAUUGCCUCGAGCCGCCGCGGAUCACGGCCCGCGAAUCGCGGCCGCUGCGGUGGAUGUUGCUGAUAGGCUGCUGUCUACAGUGCCGCCGCUGCUGACGCAGGCAAUGACGUCAGCGGCGGGAGGUGUGCAUCGAUACCUGCAGCGGUUCAGCGUGUAUGUGAUUAUAGCGAAUGCGGCUCGGCCAGUGCUGAGGCCUGCUGUGGAUAAGGCGCAAGAGGUGCUCGAUAAGAUCCCCCCCAUGAGCACCAUUCCCGGGCGGCUGACAUGGCUAACAAUACUGCUGCUGCUGGCGUGGGCGGCAUGCGCGCUGCCCUCGCUGCUCUCCACGCUGCACGACCCCCAGUACUACUCCGCCUCGCCCUUCCCCCGCCGCAUCCCCGUGCUGGGCGAUGGUGGCUCUGCUCCCGUCUUCUCUGAUGCUGGUUUUAAUGUCGAGGCUGCUGCCAAGAUGUGGGAGGCGAAGGUGGGCUGUGCGCGCUUCAGGUGGAAGCACAGGGAUCUGCUCAAGAAAUACUCCUACUCCUCCACCUUCCCCAGAAGCUCCAGUCUUCAGGAUCCAAACAGGGUGGCGUGCCGGCGAAUGCAGCUGCGCCACGUCACCAUUCUGCUGCCACCUGGCGCUGAGUCGUGGAUGUGGCCGCACAAGCUGGAGGGCUUCUACCACUGCCCUCGCUGCGGCAUCACCUGCCAGAUCUCCUGGUCGCCCCUCAUGGCGCUACAGGCAGACGCCACGCUUCACGUGUGGCCCGCAGACCCACCCGCAGAGCGAACCAGAGGGCAACCACUACGAGUGUACCUGAACCUGGAGUCGUGGGGGCUGCUGGAGAAGCGCCGGCUGUUCGACGUGGGCGUGUCGCCCUUCGCCAGCAGCGACGUGCAGCUCACGUACUCCGGUGUGCACCACACGCUCGAGACUGGUAGAAGGCAGUUCUUCUCCAAGAUUAAACGACAGGACGUGCCUCUGUACCGAGCAUCCUCGCACUGCCAAUACGAGUGGCGGGAGGGCCUGGUGAGGGACGUGUUUGCGCUGGUGCCGCACCACAGCUUCGGGCACUGCGACAACAACAUGAACGGCAGUGAUGCUGAACUGCUGCUCUACCCUGAAUGCACCCACCCGGUGAUAAGCGUACUGAAGCAGGAGAUAUCAGCAUGCGCCAUGUCGCACUACAAGUUCAUCCUCAGCACUGAGAACACGCGCGUGCCGGGCUACGUCACUGAGAAGGCCCUCGAGCCCCUGGAAGCAGGCACGGUGCCGGUGUACUAUGGCGCGCCUGACAUCCACCAGUUCAUGCCUCCGGAAUCCUUCAUAGAUGGCAGCAAGUACACGGCUUCCCAGCUUGCUACCCUCAUCACCGCGCUCAAUAAUGACCCAGUGAGGUACAUGAACUACUUUGCAUGGCGCAUGUGCGGGGUGCCAGGUCCCUUCGCCCAUGUCACAGCUCUCAACUUCGACUCCUUCCCCUGCCGCCUCUGCGAGGCUGUCAGCGCCCGUGGAGGCAAAAUGUUCUAG